This is a messenger RNA of Cylicocyclus nassatus, 2223 nucleotides long. NCBI's taxonomy places the organism in Eukaryota, Metazoa, Nematoda, Chromadorea, Rhabditida, Strongylidae. The record is from the annotation of a GenBank genome assembly.
AUGAGUUCCGGCAGUUAUACCGUUCGUCUUGAUUCGUACACAACGGGCGGCAACUCUCAAACAUAUUCAGUUACCGACAAUUCAACCGGAAAAACAACCGUUACCGCGUUUGCCGGCAUUACUCCUGAAGCGCUCGCACAAUAUGAUCUGGCACAUGGCAACGUUUCCGCCGCAAAGAUGGAUACAGCAAUAGCAAAAUAUGCUUCAGACAACCAAUUAAGCGAGAAAUACGGGGAUAAAACCGGCGUAAACUACUAUAAUUGGGACGGAUGGACUUAUAACGCUCAGACUGGAAAAGUGGACAGGCCGGAUAACGCUAUAGUAAGUACGGGAACGUAUUUUCUGGACGGAAACGGAACCAUGGAGACUGCAUCAGCAGUUAGUUCAUCAUCGUAUAAUGUCACGAAUUCCGGCGGAACGCUUACGGCGUCUUCUUCUGGUGUUUCCGGGGGUGGUGGUGUAAGCACCGGUUUAUCUGUUGUUGGAAGCGGAAACAAUCAAUCUGUAGGGGGUGGCGGCAUUGGUGGCGCUGUUCUCGGUGGCGUUGAUUGGGUGCUUAAUGGCGUUGAUUCGAUUGGAGAACAAGGAAUUGUCGGGCAGAUACUUCAGACUGGAAUUGAAUUUUUUGCUCCUCUGGACGCUUUCAGGCUCGGUGAAAAACUCGCGAAAGGGGAAGAAACCAACUUUUGGGACUAUUUCUUAGCCGAUGUAGAUGUACUUGCCAUUAUUCCCGUGUUCGGGUGGGUCGCCAAGGGUGUUAAAACGGCAAUAAAAGCGGCUGUAGGUAUUGGAACGGUUGCCGGCGGAAUUGGUCAGGGAAUAUCAGAGGCAAAUAAACUAAUUGCUGAAGAUACGACAUUCUCCGAUUCGCUUGAGAACAAUGUUAUCGAUACCAUGCGGGGUGAUACUACGAUAAUUUUAGAUAAAUCAGAUACUAAAGAGAACGUGUUCAGGUCUAACACGUCAAAAAUUAUUGGUGACAGCAAUUUAACGCAAAGCGCAAAACUCACUAAUAAUCAGGGGGUCGUUGAACAGCAUGAAAAGGACGAACUGGAUUUAUCGGACGCUCUAAACAAUGUUUUCAACGGUACAUUCUACGACAAUCCCGACAAUUACGGAAGUGUUUCCGGCGGUUCUGGGGUCACAAUUAAUACCAUGACAUCAGGCGGCAGUUCCAUUAGUGACAUCAUCGAACGGGCAAAGCCGUAUCUACCUAUUAUUGGCGCUGUUGUCGUUAUCCUUAUUGUUAUUGGUGCUUCCAAGAAAGGAGGUACAAAAUUAGCAACAUUUGCAACAAACCAAAAAACAAAGGUAGUAAAUAAACAAGCGGCGGCACAAGAGAAAAAGAAUGAAGCCAAUGCUAAUCUUACUAAGGCUAACUCUCGCUUAACGUCAGCGAAACAAGGUUCAACUGGAGCACCGAAGCCGGCGACCUCUCCAAAUACAACUCUUCAGGGCACAUCGGGAACGCCGAAAACUACAACUCAGCAAACAUCAGGUCUGAAGAAUACCUCAAAUUCCAUCGGGAAAAGCAUUGCCAAAACUACCCUUACAACGGUCGGAACUUCGGCGGCGGUGGUCGGCGGAACUAUGGCGUUCUCAAAUCUGCUUCCGACAUUGACGGAUAAGGCAACCGAAUUAUUUGGUGGUUCUGGAAACUCUUCCGUAAUUGAUGGCGCCGGUGUACUCGGUGACGGUUUAUAUUCUCCUUACCAGUACGAUAGCCUAUACUCAAACGGUGAUGCUGGAUAUGGAGAGACUGGAUAUGUAGAGGGUGAUCUGUAUGGCGAUGAGGGCGGCACUGGUGGCGGCGGUGUAUUUGAUACUAUACGUCCGUAUAUUCCCGUUAUUCUCGGUGUAAUUGCUGUUAUCGUCAUAAUCGCUCUGGUCACAAGAAAACCAAAGAACAAGAAAACAUCAAGAGGGAAACAGAUUGGAUCUUCUGUCGGUCAAAUCGUAAAAUCAAAGCCGGUGAAAAUAGCGGUCGGAACUGCGGCGUUAGGUGGCGGUCUGUAUGUUGCCGGAACUGCCGCCGGAGCCGGUGCUUCUAAUUUUGUCGAUUCUUCAGGAUUGGGUGGGCUUGUCACUCUCUUUAAUCCAAAGGCAACACAAGAACAGAAACAAGGUGCUGGCGGUCUGAUUGGUAUUUUCAUCGCUAUUAUUGUGGUUCUGCUCGUUGUUUUCUUGAUAUUGCCUCAAAUAAAGAAGGUGAUGAAAAAGUGA